This is a messenger RNA of Capronia epimyces CBS 606.96, 1065 nucleotides long. RefSeq lists its product as uncharacterized. Bases 1 to 1065 code for a protein of 354 amino acids. NCBI's taxonomy places the organism in Eukaryota, Fungi, Ascomycota, Eurotiomycetes, Chaetothyriales, Herpotrichiellaceae. The transcript has a single exon. The record is from RefSeq and is a predicted model, not a curated record. Gene Ontology annotation, molecular function: oxidoreductase activity.
AUGACGAACGAAAUGGAUGUCUGGGCGCUCACGGAAUGGGACACACCUCUCCAGAAGAUCCGCCAGCCCAGGCCAACACCCACAGGAAGCGAAAUCCUAAUCAAGGUCACUCAUGCUGGCGUGUGUCAUUCCGACUUGCACACCGCCGAAGGGUUCUAUGAUAUUGGAGGAGGCAAGCGAUUCUACGUCAAGGAUCGCGGGAUCCAACUCCCCGUCGCCCUAGGUCAUGAGAUCCUGGGAGAGGUGGUCGAGGUUGGUCCCGACGCAGAGUCCGUCCCCAUUGGGUCCCGACAGAUUAUAUAUCCGUGGCUUGGCUGUGGUGAUUGUACGCGCUGUGGUCAGGAAGAAGACAACCUGUGCGCGGCGCAAAAGGGACUUGGAACGCUACGGAAUGGCGGCUUCGCCGAAUAUGUGGUGGUCCCUCAUCCCAAAUACCUCGUCGACCUCGGCGAUCUCGAUCCUGCCGUGGCCUGCACGUAUGGCUGCUCGGGAAUCACGACGCUCAGUGCCGUCAGCAAGGUCAUGCCCCUGCCACCGGAUGAACCGGUCCUGCUCAUCGGGGCGGGCGGCUUGGGACUAUCGGCCAUUUCAGUGCUCAAGUCGUAUGGCCAUCGAGCCAUUAUCAGCGCCGACAUCAGUGACGAGAAAUUGGCUGCUGCCACGGUGGCCGGUGCCUCGAAGACGGUCAACACCUCGGGGCCUUCGCCAGCCGAGAAGAUUCUAGCCGCCACCAACGGACCAGUCAUCGCAGUGAUUGAUUUUGUGAACAGCUCGGCCACCGCCAGCCUGGUCAACGGCAUCAUUGCCAAAGGGGCCAAGUGGGUGCAGGUGGGCGUCAUGGGUGGUUCGAUCGAGCUGUCACUGGUGGCCAAUAUCUUCAAAGGUCUGACCCUAUACGCAAACAUCACCGGCAACCUGGACGAGCUGCGAAGACUAGUCCAGCUGGCGAGGGAAGGAAAGCUGGCUCCGGUGCCGGUGCAGAAAAUGCCCUGGGAUUCGGUUAAUGAAGCCAUGGACUUGCUGAAAGCAGGCAAAGUGUCGGGGCGAGUGGUGCUUGUCAAGUAA